AAUUAAUGGAGGAAUUGGUGCUCGUCACUCUCGAGAGAACGCGCUCGCGAUCGAUGGGACGCUUUCUAGGUAUAUAACCGGCAUUCUCCCUGCUCCUCCCUCCCAGCCGAUCUUGAUCGAUCGCUCGCGCUCCCCUGUUCCAUUGCUUCCUUCUCCUCGAUCGAGCGCUCGCGCUAGCGAUAUUUCUUGCCUCCAUCGAUCGAUCCAGCGCUCGAUAUCACGGGCACACCCAUGGCAUCCUCGCUCUUGCUCCUCGCGUUCGUGGUUUCUUGCGGGGCCGUGGCGAUCCUUGCGGCGCAGCCGGAUUGCACGAAUGAGAUCGAGCAGCUCCAGCCGUGCCUGGCGUAUGUGGAGGGCCAAGUCACCGCUCCCAGCUCCGAUUGCUGCAAAGGGCUCCUCUCCGUGCACACCAACAGGCCAGUGUGCCUGUGCAUUCUCAUGUCCUCCUCCACCAGCGUGAAUAGCAGCACCGCGACGCUCCUCCCAUCGAUUUGCAAGGUCGACACGGAUCCAAAGCGGUGCCCAGCUCUGCUCAAGGGGGAUGCUGCGGCACCAACUGGAUCAUCCUCAUCCCCAUCCACCGCGUCCGGAGGCAAGGCCGCCGCAAGCGACACGGCUGCGAACUCCGCCACCCCGUUCGUCUCCUUGUCCUCGUCGCUGCUCCUGACCGUGACGAGCUUGGUCCUGGCGGGAUCCAUGAACUUCUUGUGAAGCUUUCCAGUUCUUUUGUGAGUUUGUAGCUAGGAGGAAUGUGAUUCUCUUUUGCCUAGCGGUUGCUAUACUAUUGUUACAUUAUACACUACUAGAUUCUGUCAUACUUUGGCAUAUGAA
This is a messenger RNA of Selaginella moellendorffii, 831 nucleotides long. Its product is annotated as protein YLS3. Lineage: Eukaryota; Viridiplantae; Streptophyta; Lycopodiopsida; Selaginellales; Selaginellaceae. Bases 232 to 711 code for a protein of 159 amino acids. The transcript is spliced from 3 exons. The record is from RefSeq and is a predicted model, not a curated record.